CCAGCAUUGGACUCCGCUCUCCAGGUCCCCAGAGACGGGCCACAGUCACAGGCAGCGCAGAAACCCAGUGGGGAACCCCACUUCUCAGGGGCCUCUGCUGGCAAGGAUCCCAGGCUGGAGUUUCUCAACCUCUCAGCGCUGGGGUUGCACUUCUACAAUGGGAAAUUACACUCCCACUUUCUUUCCUAAAGGGAAAAGGGAAGAAAGCAGUGACAUGGAGGGGUGACGUGAUGCAUCACAGCCCGGCGGCAGAGCUGUAACCGCCAGCCCCAGACCCAACCCGGCUCAGCCCCACAUGCUCCUGAGAGCCCACAGCUGCAAUGUCAGACUUUGAGGGGCCCCUGGAAGUAAGCCUCCCGUCCACGGAGAGAGCCCUCACGGUCCUGCAUGUGAGCCUGUACCAUCCCAGGCGGGACCCGGCCACCUUUGCCAAGGUUCCACCACAGCUGCAGCACGGUACCAACCCGCUGCUGGUGGGGCGGGCCCCGGACACCCACCUCCAGCUGCAGCUCCCCUGCCUCUCCCGCCGACACCUGUCCCUGGAGCCCUACCGGGAGAAGGGCAGCGCUCUGCUGACCUUCUGCCUGAAGGUCCUGAGCCGCAGGGGCUGUGUGUGGGUCAACGGGUUAACUUUGAGGUUCCUGGAGCAGCUUCCUCUGAGCCCAGUCAACAGGGUCGCCUUCUCCGGCAUCCAGAUGGUGGUCCGCAUAGAAGGGGGCACCUCGCUGGAGGGCUUUGUCUGCUGCUUCCAUCUCAGCCCGUCACCCCUUAUUCACAGGCCGCAGGCUGAGGAGACCGACGAAUGGGAGAGCACCUUCCAGGGGCAGCCUCCCCCAGGUUCUGGGCCACGGGCUCCAGGUCACCAGGGGCUUCUCCAUGGCCCUUCCCUGCCUAGCCCUGGAGGAGGAGCAGAAACACAGCUCCAGAAGGAGAUCUCAGAUAGCGUGUUGUGCUAGCCCCACCGGCUGUCCAGAGCAAGCCUCGCCCCCAUGAGGACUUGAACGCUUGGAGCGACACCACGCGGAGGUUGACCAGCAAGACCUGCUGGGUAACAACGAACUGAUUCUGCGAACCUGCACAGCCUGGGGAGGGGGUUGGGGGGGCCGCGGCACACCCUCCGUGGUUACAGCUCUGCAAGGUAAUGGGAGCUUCCUAUACUUUUAGAGGCCCUGAGGGGUUCCGAGAGCCUCUCUCAAGCCUUUCCCCACCUUUCCCUCCUCUUGUCUGCCUAGGAGUUACUUUAUGUUGCUAAUUUCGUGUGUUGCUUAAGAGCUAGAUUUUGAGGUUGCGCCAGGAAUGCAUGGACACAUGUAACAAUUACGUUUGUAGUAGCUCGGGGUUACCUUGGGCUUUCAAAUACCCACAGGCACUCAGGGCUUAGGGAAGCCUGUGUUUAAUAAACUGCAAGUAUUUCAUUAA
Neogale vison (American mink) is the source of this 1419-nucleotide messenger RNA. It is a transcript of the gene TIFAB, whose product is annotated as TIFA inhibitor. Gene Ontology annotation, biological process: canonical NF-kappaB signal transduction. Lineage: Eukaryota; Metazoa; Chordata; Mammalia; Carnivora; Mustelidae. The transcript has 2 exons. Gene Ontology annotation, molecular function: protein binding. The record is from RefSeq and is a predicted model, not a curated record. Bases 321 to 956 code for a protein of 211 amino acids.